Molecule: messenger RNA, 1122 nt
Organism: Myodes glareolus (Bank vole)
Lineage: Eukaryota; Metazoa; Chordata; Mammalia; Rodentia; Cricetidae
Gene: Whr1
Product: winged helix repair factor 1
Biological process (GO): positive regulation of Ras protein signal transduction
Source: RefSeq, a predicted model, not a curated record
ACUCUGGCCCUCACCAGCCCCUCAGGCAGACGUCAGCUCACACAGCCUCUCCGUGCUGUUUCGGGGUCACUAGCGAAGGCCUAGAGCUGAGUCUAGUGUCAACUCCCGGAUUUCCCAGGCGAUGAACUUGGAUUGGGGAGGGGAGCGCUGAGCGUCCGUUGAGUUGGAGGCGGUAGAUCCGUGUACUCGGCCGUUGGCUAUCACGACUGCAGAUCGUUCUGGGCCCUUUGAACACCUGGCAAAGUCAUGAGGCGGAGUGAGACCCGUAGGGAGGCUAGACAGGUGCUGUAUCCUGGUAACCAAGUUCAGAAGGUGAUGAAAGCCGGGCUGCCCCACGUCAGACAGAAACAGGAGAAGGAGCUUCAAGAGCGGGGAGAGAUCAAGAUCAUUCAACUAGGCUUUGACUUGGAUGCUCAUGGAAUUGUCUUCACUGAAGACUACAGGACCAGAGUCCUGAAGGCCUGUGAUGGCCGACCGUGUGCUGCGGCAGUGCAGAAGUUCCUGGCCUCGGUACUCCCAGCCUGUGGGGACCUUAGUUUACAGCAGGACCAGAUGACACAGACUUAUGGCUUCAGGGACUCGGAAAUCACACACCUGGUGAAUGCUGGAGUCCUCACUGUCCGAGAUGCUGGGAGCUGGUGGCUGGCUGUGCCUGGAGCUGGGAGAUUCAUCAAGUGCUUUGUUAAAGGGCGCCGGGCUGUACUUAGCAUGGUGCGGAAGGCCAAAUACCGGGAACUUCUCCUGUCGGAGCUGCUGGGCCGUAGGCCCCCUUCGGCAGUGCGGCUGGGCCUUGCCUACCAUGUGCAUGACCUCAUUGGAGCCCAGCUAGUGGACUGUGUCGCCACUAGUUCUGGAACUCUCCUUCGCCUUCCAGAUACGUGAGGAGUCAACUCUUGGACUCUGUAACCCAUUGAGUGACGUUCCUGGAAGCGCUGCCCCGGGGUGGCUGGACGGUGCCAGGUUCUGUUGCUGCAGGCUGGUGGUCCCACCUGUCCUGUGCACUGCACCUCUGUGCUUCUGUGCUGUGGAGCCGGGGCGGUGCCAGGGGUCAGAAAGGUGGAGGGAACAGAAGCUGCCCUCUGGGUCAGGUUCAAAUUGCCAAAUAAAAUACUUGUGCCUGUC